Molecule: messenger RNA, 2298 nt
Organism: Emys orbicularis (European pond turtle)
Lineage: Eukaryota; Metazoa; Chordata; Testudines; Emydidae
Gene: CPXM2
Product: carboxypeptidase X, M14 family member 2
Exons: 14
Coding region: 1-2298 (765 amino acids)
Biological process (GO): protein processing; peptide metabolic process
Molecular function (GO): metallocarboxypeptidase activity; zinc ion binding
Source: RefSeq, a predicted model, not a curated record
AUGAUUUCUCUUAGCAAGAAAGGCUCCUGUUCGUCUCAGCUCUGUCUUGCUCUCUGUGCCUUUGGGCUAGCACUGCUUGGGGAUUUAUCCCAGGCUUUGCCUGUGGAGGAUCAGGAUUAUUACCUGCAGGAGAUUAUAAACAGGGAUCAUUAUUAUUCCUAUCCAGGUCCCGAUGAGGAAUUUUCCCUUUUCACAGAGCAACCUGGACAGGAAGAAACCGCCCCCAUUGCAGAGGCAGAGGAGCCCCCAAGGUUCAGACCGGGCAAGAAAGAGUUAAAACAGAAGAAAGGCAACAAAAAAGAAAAAUCCAUUCUUGAGAUUCCACCAGCUAAAAAUGGCAACAAGAAAGGUGAGAAAAACAAGAAAGGGAAUGAGAAGAUGCCAGAUGGUGACUAUGAAAGUCGAAGGGUCUAUGAAGACGUCAGAGAAAGUUGCCCACCGCUUGGUCUAGAGACUUUAAAAAUUACUGAUUUCCAGCUCCAUGCUUCUACAGUAAAGCGAUAUGGUCUUGGGGCCCACAGAGGAAGGCUUAAUAUUCAGGCAGGUGUUAAUGAAAAUGAUUUUUAUGAUGGUGCUUGGUGUGCAGGACGAAAUGACCCAUACCAGUGGAUUGAAGUAGAUGCUCGAAGGCUAACAAAGUUCACUGGCAUUAUCACACAAGGGAGAAACUCUCUUUGGUUGAGUGACUGGGUGACGUCUUAUAAAGUAAUGGUGAGCAAUGACAGUCACGCAUGGAUCACUGUCAAAAAUGGAUCUGGAAAUAUGAUUUUUGAAGGAAACAGCGAGAAGGAGAUCCCGGUACUCAAUGAACUGCCAGUACCAAUUGUUGCACGUUAUAUCCGUAUAAACCCUCGGUCAUGGUACGAAGAAGGGAGCAUCUGUAUGAGAUUGGAAAUCUUAGGCUGCCCCCUGCCAGACCCAAAUAAUUAUUAUCACAGAAGAAAUGAAAUGACAACCACAGAUGAUCUUGAUUUUAAACACCACAGCUACAAAGAAAUGAGACAGUUGAUGAAAGUUGUGAAUGAAAUGUGUCCAAAUAUCACGAGAAUUUACAACAUUGGAAAAAGCCACCAAGGACUAAAGCUGUAUGCUGUUGAGAUCUCAGACAACCCAGGAGAACACGAAGUUGGUGAACCAGAAUUUCGCUACAUCGCGGGGGCUCAUGGGAAUGAGGUGCUUGGACGUGAGCUAAUGCUUUUGUUAAUGCAAUUUAUGUGCCAGGAAUAUCUGGCUGGGAACCCACGCAUUACACGCCUCAUUGAGGACACCAGAAUUCAUCUCCUUCCUUCAAUCAACCCAGAUGGAUAUGAGAUGGCAUAUGAAGUGGGUUCGGAAUUAGGAGGCUGGUCUUUAGGAAGAUGGACUCAGGAUGGCAUUGACAUCAACAAUAAUUUCCCUGAUUUAAAUACCAUGCUUUGGGAAGCUGAAGAUAGGAAGAAGUUUCAGAGAAAAGUCCCAAAUCAUCAUAUUCCAAUUCCAGAAUGGUACCUUUCUGAAAAUGCUACAGUGGCAGUUGAGACUCGAGCAGUGAUAGCAUGGAUGGAAAAAAAUCCAUUUGUACUGGGUGGCAAUUUACAAGGAGGAGAACUGGUUGUUGCAUACCCAUAUGAUAUGGUCAGGUCAACAUGGAAAACUCAGGAGCACACACCUACCCCUGAUGACCAUGUAUUUCGGUGGUUGGCAUAUUCAUAUGCCUCCACUCACCGACUAAUGACAGAUGCCCGAAGGAGAGUAUGCCAUACAGAGGAUUUCCAGAAGGAAGAUGGGACUGUUAAUGGGGCCUCAUGGCAUACAGUUGCUGGAAGUAUAAAUGACUUUAGUUACCUGCACACAAACUGCUUUGAGCUAUCCAUCUAUGUGGGCUGUGACAAAUAUCCUCAUGAGAGCGAGUUACCUGAAGAAUGGGAAAAUAACCGUGAAUCCCUGAUUGUUUUUAUGGAACAGGUUCAUCGGGGCAUCAAAGGCAUGGUAAGGGAUUUAUCUGGAAAGGGAAUUCCAAAUGCCAUUAUUUCAGUAGAGGGUGUUAACCACGACAUUCGCACAGCAAGUGAUGGGGAUUACUGGCGUCUCCUGAACCCAGGAGAAUAUGUGGUCACCGCAAAAGCAGAGGGCUAUACCUCUUCCACCAAGAACUGUGCAGUAGGUUAUGACAUGGGAGCCACUCAGUGUGACUUCACAAUCAGCAAAACCAACCUCGCACGAAUCAAAGAAAUCAUGGAGAAAUUUGGAAAGCAGCCCAUUAGUCUGUCACUCCGACGGCGCAGGCAGAGGGCUAGGCAGAGGCGCCAGCAAAGAUAG